AUGGCUUGUAGCACAGCAGUUAAUCAUUCUGUGUUAGGGCUUCAACGCCAAAUUGUUGGGAAGAGGCUAUCCCUCCUUUCAUUGCCUGCAAUUACAAACCUUGGUGGCAUUCCCAGAAGGAGAAGAAGCUGUCAUGUCUAUGCCCAUCUUCAACCUUCCGUUGUUUCCGAUGACCCCAAGUAUGGCAACAAACAGGUCAUCACAAUUACUCCACGCCUUUACGACUAUAUAUUGACAAACGUUCGGGAGCCUGAGAUUCUAAGGCAACUUCGGGAGGAGACUGCUAAUAUGCGGGGUUCUCAAAUGCAGGUAUCUCCGGAGCAGGCACAACUACUUGCCAUGCUCGUCCAGAUUCUCGGGGCGGAACGAUGUAUUGAAGUUGGUGUUUACACUGUAAGGACCUCAAGAACACCUUCAUUUCUGAACUUCAGUUGUCUCAGUUGCGCUACAGCUUACCAUUUUGAAGAACAUAUUCUGUUAACACUCGAUGGAUACUCAUCGUUGGCUAUUGCUUUAGUCCUACCAGAAUCAGGUUAUUUAGUUGCUUGUGAAAGAGAUUCCAAAUCUCUUGAGGUUGCAAAAAGGUACUACAAGCAGGCUGGUGUGUCACACAAGGUGGACGUGAAACACGGACUAGCAUCAGAUGCUCUAAAAUCUUUGAUUUUAAAUGGAGAAUCUGGCAGCUAUGAUUUUGCAUUUGUUGAUGCUGAGAAGAGAAUGAAUCAAGAAUACUUUGAAUUGCUACUGCAACUGUUUGUAAGAAAUGCACUUAGUCUCCUGUUGCAGGUGAGGACCAGGGGUGUCAUUGUGAUUGAUAAUGUUCUCUGGCAUGGAAAAGUUGCUGAUCCUCUGGUAAAUGAUGCUAGGACUGUCAGCAUAAGAAAUUUUAAUAAAAAUAUCAUGGAGGACAAGCGUGUAAGCAUCAGUAUGGUACCUAUUGGAGACGGCAUAACAAUCUGCAGAAAAAGAUGACCACACAUUAAAAACAUCUGGUAUUAUGUUGAUGCAGUGACCUAUUUCAUAAAGUGUCAAUUACAUUAGUGUAUGCAGCUGAUAUUUCCUUGGUCUCAGUUAUUGUGAAAAGGUAUCAUAUCCAAUGGCUUCCAUGGUUUCCACAGAAAGGUAAUUUAGUCAUUGAGACACCAGGCUCUUGGUUAAAACUUUGGUCCUGUGUUGGCAUUCCUUCAACAGCUUGACAAUUCAGUUUGAGAUAUGAAAGUCUGCUGAAAUUGAUGGUGGCAGAGACUACAUUCUCUUGCGAUGAAUUUUGGUCCUGAUGUAGGGAUAGCAAUCAUCCUGGUGCAUCUUGCAAGGGUGACUGCACUAUCAACCAUGAAUUCAAUAAUCACUUAACAUAUGUUGCCAAUAACAAGGCAGGCUAUGUUCAGAGGCCAUGAAGUAUGCAAUCAUUUGUUAUUUUUGUCUAUCUUUGAACUUGUAAGUUGUCUUCUGUACCGCAUCUAUGUGUCUCUAAGUAGCACAUUGAACUUUGUAUCGUCUUUGAACUAACAAAAAAUUGCAGUUUUGAUGAAA
This is a messenger RNA of Vitis vinifera (wine grape), 1533 nucleotides long. RefSeq lists its product as uncharacterized. Lineage: Eukaryota; Viridiplantae; Streptophyta; Magnoliopsida; Vitales; Vitaceae. Bases 1 to 972 code for a protein of 323 amino acids. The record is from RefSeq and is a predicted model, not a curated record. The transcript is spliced from 9 exons. Gene Ontology annotation, molecular function: O-methyltransferase activity; S-adenosylmethionine-dependent methyltransferase activity.